UCCGGAGCGCGCGCGAGGGAGCGAGUGGAAGGCGAUCCGUGGCCGCGGGGCCAUCCCUCACCCGGUCAGGCUUUGCAGGCAGCCAGGGAAGAGUUUUCUCCUUCGGCGAGUCUUUUCCCGUGAGGCCAGCCCACGCGGCCCUUGAAGGGCUCCCAGUGAGGAGACACGUGUCGGGAGAGGAGAGAGAGAAGUCUACCGGGAAGCUCGGGCUCCAUCGCGUAUUGACCCCCGGUUCAAAAGGCUCUGCGACUUCCACCCACCCGCCGGCCGCCCUUGACCUUGACUCGGUGGGGAGGCGCGGAAAGAAGACUCUCAGAGCUGGGCGAAGGGGCAAGCAGAGGCCGAGGCUUCCUUCCGAAGGAGUCCGUGCGGGGGACUCUCCCGCGGGAGGCGAAGCGGAGGGGCAUCCCCGGGCCCUACUACUAUGCCAGUGAGGCCCCCCGCCAGGCGUCUUCCUCUUCCUCUUCUUCCGCGCCGGAUCCGCCAUGAAGGAGAAGUCCAAGAACGCGGCCAAGACGCGGCGCGAGAAGGAGAACGGGGAGUUCUACGAGCUGGCCAAGCUGCUGCCCUUGCCCUCGGCCAUCACCUCCCAGCUCGACAAGGCCUCCAUCAUCCGCCUCACCACCAGCUACCUGAAGAUGAGGGCCGUCUUCCCGGAGGGUCUUGGAGAUGCCUGGGGACAGCCGAGUCGGUUAGGCCCAUUGGAUAAUGUGGCGAAGGAGCUGGGCUCGCAUUUGCUUCAGACUCUGGAUGGGUUUGUUUUUGUGGUAGCAUCCGAUGGCAAAAUAAUGUAUAUCUCAGAAACAGCUUCUGUCCAUCUAGGUUUAUCUCAGGUGGAACUCACUGGUAAUAGUAUUUACGAGUACAUACACCCAUCAGACCAUGAUGAAAUGACAGCAGUGCUAACAGCUCACCAGCCUCUUCAUCCUCAUCUUUUGCAAGAGUAUGAAAUAGAAAGAUCUUUUUUUCUGCGCAUGAAAUGUGUCUUGGCCAAGAGGAAUGCAGGAUUGACAUGCAGUGGUUACAAGGUGAUCCACUGCAGCGGCUAUUUGAAGAUACGACAGUACAUGUUGGAUAUGUCUUUGUAUGAUACAUGUUACCAAAUUGUUGGUCUGGUUGCUGUAGGCCAAUCAUUACCUCCCAGUGCAAUCACCGAGAUAAAGCUUCAUAGUAAUAUGUUUAUGUUCAGAGCAAGUCUGGACCUAAAACUAAUAUUUCUGGAUUCUAGAGUGACUGAAUUGACUGGAUACGAGCCGCAGGACCUAAUAGAGAAAACUCUCUACCACCAUGUACAUGGAUGUGAUAUAUUUCAUUUACGAUAUGCUCACCAUCUCUUGUUGGUGAAAGGACAAGUCACAACCAAGUACUAUCGAUUGCUAUCAAAGAAUGGUGGCUGGGUUUGGAUCCAGAGUUAUGCCACCAUUGUGCACAACAGCCGUUCAUCGCGACCUCACUGCAUUGUGAGUGUCAAUUAUGUACUAACAGAUAUAGAAUAUAAGGAACUUCCAUUAUCAUUGGACCAGGUCACAAUUUCUAAAUCACAGUUCUCAUGUAGAAACUCAGUAUCUACCUCACAAGAAACGAGAAAAGCAACAAAACCUAAAAGUAACAAAAUGAAGACAAAACUCAGAACAACUCCAUAUCCACAGCAGCAAUACAGCUCCUUCCAGACAGACAAACUGGAAUGUAGCCAGGUUGGAAGCUGGAGAUCCAGCUCCACAGCAAAUUCUGCCACCAUCCAAGAACAAGCCUUCCAUUCAGAAAACAGCGAACUUUUAUAUACUCCAUCGUACAGCUUACCAUUCCCUUACCAUUAUGGAGCCUUCCCCGUAGACCCUCAUGUAUUCAGUAGCAAAAAACAAAUGCUGCCUUCUAAAUUUGGGCAGACUCAAGGAACACCUUGCGAAGUAGCUCGGUUUUUCUUAAGUACAUUACAGACAAGUGGAGAGUGCCAAUGGCACUAUGCCAACUCUCUCAUACCAGGCAGCCAAUCACCAUCUAAAAGCCCUUCUGAUCAAUCAGCAAGCAACGUCCGCCACAAUAUCUUACCAGGCUAUGAAGUGCCACUGUCGCACAGACGAUACAGCCAAGAAGAAGGUACAUCUGACAGUUUCUCAAGUUGUCCCACGCUAACACCAAAUAGUAGAUACAAGGAAGAGAUCUAUGAUUCCAGCAUUAUAAAACACAGCAAAAUGGAAAGCAGAAUAUAUCCAGCACAUCACCAUCUGAUUAAAGAAGAAAAUAAGCUAGCUUUCAACAGAGAAGUACAAGACAAAAGUGUCAAUGAAAAGCCCUUUUCAAACUCGUUAACUAACUCUUUUCUGUCCAAAUCCGAAUGUUUCCAAGCUAAAUCCAUUGGACCAUUAAGCCACCUUCUCCCAGUCCCAACAGUUUAUGAACAAACAAGAAGAAUAUGUACAAAAGAGCCCAAAUAUGAGCAUGUUACCCAUCAUUCUUCAAAUAUGAGUGAGCUGGCAGCAGACAACAGAAUGACAGUUAAGCUUGACCAAGACUCUGAACAUGAUCACACAGUUGAUGUGAGGCACACAGGACAAGUCCCAUUUGUUCUUCUGAACUACCACCGGGUUUUAGCCAAACAUGGCGCAUUUCAAACAUCGUCAUGCACUGCCACAGAACAUGGAGCAGAAACGUAUGGACACGGUUCUGAAGAAGUAAAUAUGUUUUACAAAAACCAAAGUCCCUCAUCUGCCUCUUCCCCUGAGACUCACAAGGAAUCUGCACUUCCUCAUUAUAUUGGGACUUCUGUAAUAAUAGCCAAUGGAAGGUGACAGUCAUGGAACGAUUUUAAAUGAACAGAUUAAACCAUUGUUUCCAAAAAUGCGAACCUAGACACACAUUAAGCAUGGUUUGAAGUCAGCUGAGACACGAAUUUGCAUGUGUUCUUGGCAAGCCAUGUUGAACAGUACUUCUAAGGUCAGGGAAAAAAUGUAUCUAAGCUUCAGUGCUUUAUUGUUACAGAUUAAUCUCUGCAGUUGAUUCUCCCAGUAAUUCAUUCAACAAAUUAGUUUUGUUAUUUUGCAGGUUUACUACUCAUAGUUCAUUUACCAACACAAAAUUUCACUGUGUUUUCUUGUAAAAUACAUUUCCAUAUUCCUAUGGAUCAAAAAUAUAUUUGAAUAUUUGAGUAUCUGAUAUAAAGAAAAUUAGGCAGGAGAAUUGCCGCAAAUAUUUGUGAUUGUCCCUGCUAACUUGCCUUCAGUUUAUUGCCCCAAGAACAUGUGUUUACAUUUUUAAUCUCUGAAACCCCAUAAUAGAUUUUGAUUUUUAUGACUUUGAUAGAUUUUAUGAAGACCAGCUUGCAUGACUACUAUGCAUCUUAAAAUAAGGAAAAUCUAAUAUUUCAGCAAGCUUGGAAAUACCUACCAAAGAGUUGUGAUGAGAAUUUUUAAAAAGUAUAUUUAAAAAUAGAAGAAAGGAAACCCCCCUCCCCCAAUUUGAAAUAUAUCUUCAAGGAAAAAGAGUAUAUCCAAAGCUUCCUUUGACAGAGAAUAAUAAAAGAGAUUUGUGUUCUGUUCAGUUUGCUCUAGCAAUGAGAUCUGAAAUCCUUUCAGUUUCACUAGUUUUCAUUUUAUGUUUAGGGGGCUUGUGUUUUCAGGCCAGCAAGUAAAAGUACUCACAUGGUUAAGGGAUGAUAAAAUGCAUUUAUCAAAACAUUAAUGAACAGUUGAAAAUUUACAGGCACUUUUAAAUUUUAAGUAUAGAGUACAUUGAUUUUUGAUAUCCUGUAAUGUUGAAUAUGGUGGGUAAGGACUGCAAAGAUUUUAUGCUGUAAGUAUGUGUCACUGCUCUGAUCCAGUUCUCGGUGGGUGCGCUAAGCAUGUGAAAUAAUAGCACAAAGAAAUCCCUAGGUUGAACUGUUCCUGCUAUUUAAUUGAAUGGGAGAACUCUGUGUACAUAGAAGCUUGUGCAUGUAUGCAUCAGGGCUUUUUGGCAUGGAAGGUGUUACUGGAAUAUGGGAGUUGUCCUCUUGACAACAUAACAGAACGCUCCCUGACAGAUCAACAUGUAUUUACAAUGCAUACUGACAUGAAUCAGAAGUAUAUUUUAAUUUGGAUUCAGUCGCUUCUUUUGUAUUGCUUAAGGCUGAGUUAUUUUAAAACAUCUCUAAAGAUACCCCUCGUAAGUCAAAUGUUAAGUCAAGGAAUAAAUUCUGCAGUACAAUAAGCCAUAAACUUGUGAAGAGUCAGAACCAAUUUUUAAGGUUAUUUCCUUCAGAAUUCAUAUCUAAUGUACUUCAUACAGUAUUAAAAAAUAACAUCAUUAGCUGUACCAGGCAUGGGCAAACUUCAGCCCUCCUGGUGUUUUGGACUUCAACUCCCACAAUUCCUAAUAAGCAGUAGGCUGUAAUGAAUGGUGG
Messenger RNA from Anolis sagrei ordinatus, 4378 nucleotides. It is a transcript of the gene SIM2, whose product is annotated as SIM bHLH transcription factor 2. The record is from RefSeq and is a predicted model, not a curated record. Lineage: Eukaryota; Metazoa; Chordata; Lepidosauria; Squamata; Anolidae. Gene Ontology annotation, molecular function: RNA polymerase II transcription regulatory region sequence-specific DNA binding; DNA-binding transcription factor activity, RNA polymerase II-specific; protein dimerization activity. Gene Ontology annotation, biological process: regulation of transcription by RNA polymerase II.